Molecule: messenger RNA, 2301 nt
Organism: Daucus carota subsp. sativus
Lineage: Eukaryota; Viridiplantae; Streptophyta; Magnoliopsida; Apiales; Apiaceae
Exons: 1
Coding region: 229-2043 (604 amino acids)
Source: RefSeq, a predicted model, not a curated record
UGUAUUUACUGUAUGUCAGAUGAAGAAGAGUCUGAAGACAUGGACACAAACAUACUUUAAGCCCUAGAUUGAACUCUCCAACUGCCCAUCACCAUAUACACACACAAUCAGACAAUACACACACACAUCUUCAUGUAGGAACUGAAAGAAGCUUCUUUCUAGUACAAAUAUCUACAACUAUUGUACUAUAAUCUAUUUCCCCCAAUUAUACACACAGCUCUUGUAAGUAUGUAUCCAAGCAAGCUCGAAGACGACGAUCUCUUCAAUCUCGACCCAAACCAAGCCCACCCCUCCAUUCUUGACCCUUUUUCACUCCCACCCAUCUCCCCGAUUCCUCUAUUUCCCGACGCCGAUUCCGAUGCCGACUCCUCGGACGGCGUUUUGGCCGGAAAUUCAAGAAGUCUUCAUUUUAUCAACCCGGACCCACAUAUUUCGACGCAGUUCUAUACUUUUAAUCAGCAAUCGCAUGCCCUUAUGAUCAAUUGCAUUCUUAGCUCGCGGGUUGCGAAUCCUGAGGAGAUCAGAGUGGCUACUCCGGCGAGUGUGCUGUCGAGCUGGAGGUCGGUGUGGAAGGACCGGAAUGAGGAUACUGCGUAUGUGACUGCUUGGAAGCGGAUUCAAGAUAAGUUGAAUGUUCAUGUUGAUGAUAAGAAUGGUAAUAGUUUUUUGUGUUUUAAAAAUAAUUGUAAUCAAUUUGUGUCGUAUACUGAUCAAUGGCAAGAUAUUGUGAUGAGUUCUCAUUCGGGGUCGGAUUUUAAGCAUGUUGGACUUAGGGAGACUAUAGAGAGGAUUAAGCAGGUUUGGACUGUAGGUGCUAAGUUUUAUGGGAUUCCUGAGUCUUUUAUUAGGGUUUGUGUUACUGAGUGUCCUGUGUGUUGUGAGUCUGCACCUAGGAAUAAGAGGAGGAGGUUUGAGUACACAGAGUCGUUUGAGGUGCCUGCGAAUGAGGUGGCUAGUAAGUUGCAUGAAUUGGCUGCGAAGCAUAAGGUUGUUUUAUGUAUUAGGCAGAAGUAUAUUAGGUGUAAGCCAUUUAUGGCUGAGGUUAAGGAUUAUGCAUGUCAUCGGGCUGGAGAGCCUGCGUCGACUUCAAAGAAAUCAAAGAUUAUGAAGAGGGAACCGUAUGCGUCUAAGAGGUGUGGCUGUGGGUUUAGGAUCCGCGCGAUUGUCCCUAUUUCGAAGUAUAAUGAAAAGGAUAAAACUUUUGUUUAUGAGGAAGAGGGGGUAGCUGUGUUCAAGCUGUAUGCGGUGCAUUCAGGGCAUGAACCAGGGCCGUUAGAUGGUAAUGCUAGGAUUAUGCACAGGGUUGUUGGAAAUAAAGGUGGGUUUAUGGAUCAUGAUGUAGUGUAUGGUAUGAGUGAGGAGGUAGAUAACGAGAAUUUUUCAGUCAGGGGAAAGGAUGAUGGAGAUAUGCAGCUCUUUUUUCUGCAGCAAGCGAAGGAAUUGAAAACUGAAAUCGGGCUUCUUGAAGGAAAAAUUGGGGACAUUCCAUCAGAAGUGCUAGGUUCUCUGUCACAAGCUCUUUUCGAAACAGUUAAUAAAUUUCGCAGUCUCAGAGAACAUGGUGCAAACAUAGUUAGCUUUCUCUCGGAUAAACGACAAUCAGAUGACCUCUUAGUGGGGGAGAGUGAUUUGGCAGAUUGGGGUAGUCACCAUCAGCAAAUCUAUGGAAAUGGCAAGAAUACAGAACUCAUUGAUGAUGACGAAGAUAGUUUUGAGAGAACUCUUGGUGAUGUUUCUACAUGGGAUCAGAUCAGAACAGAAUGCAGGGUUGAGAGGGAUUUGCUUGGUGAGACUUGUAAACAUGAGAAGUGGUUGAAAUGUAGUGACUUUGACGAGAAGAGUAUACUCGACUGUGAGGAAUCUAAAGUAAUUAAACCCAUGAGGGAUGGUGUGACUAUAGAAUCAGAUGGCGGUCUUACCGGUUUACAGGUUGAUAGUUUCUAUGUCCCUGAGAACCCAAAAUGGUUUGAUUCUACUUGCGGGUUGGAGGAUUCUACUGGUGAUUGUGGCAAUAGUGAAUUUAGACCUGGGGAGACUGUAUGAAGUGAGAUAGCAAUGGGUUUAGACACAAAAAGAUAAUCUGAUCUGUGAGCUUAUUAGGCACAAUUCUGCCUGAUCUCAGUGUGAGUUGUAUAUUAAUGUAAACUGAAGAUUUGGAUCUCUGAUAUGCUUUAGGUGAUUUUUCAGUUUUGUGGUUCUGUAAAGUAUAGCCUCUGCGCUUUGCUGCACAUACUUCUUUAUGUCUGUAAGUUAAACAGUUGCGAGCUUUCUUAUUAUUAACCUAAUUAUGUUUCAUGUCCA